AUGGAAACUGGCGGCCGGCUGGAGCACCCGCUCGUGGGAUUAAUGAGAGAGAGAGAGAGUUGCCUGCAGUCAGCUCAGGAGCUCACCCGAAGCACUUCGGUCGUGCAGCGGAUCAAAGCGGUCGAAUCCGAGACCCGUUUACUGGUGGUGGACAAGGAAACCGAUGAGCAUCUCCGGAGCCUCCAGCUGACCUGCACGGAGGAGAUGGUGCACACCGGCAUCGUGGCGAACCCCGAAAGGUCUCUGGCCAAACCGCCCAGCACUGACAACGGGGCCGUCUGGAAGCCUCCGGCGGAGCUCGGCAGCCGGAACAACCUCAAAAGGCAGAAGCACAGCUCACGUUCGGAGAGCGAGAGGAAGGAUUUGAAUGGACAGCCCAAGGAGCCCCUGUGCCCACGGCUCUGCCUCCUCAGGAAGGGUCCCAGCGGCUAUGGGUUCAACCUACACAGCGAGAAAUCCAGGCCCGGACAGUUCAUCCGGUCGGUCGACCCCGAUUCGCCCGCGUUCAAGGCAGGGCUGCGACCACAGGAUAAGCUGGUUGAGGUCAAUGGGAUCAACGUGGAAGGCAUGAAGCAUGCUGAGGUGGUGUCGCACAUCAAGUCCAAGGAGAAUGAAGCCAAGCUGCUGGUCGUUGACCCCGAAACAGAGGAACACUUCAAGAAACUUGGCAUAACUCCUACGGAGGAGCAUGUCAGAGGUGGAGUUCCCCAGCCCAUGACCAAUGGGUCAGCCCAAACGCAGCUGAAUGGAGGAUCCCUGUCUUCAUCCCACAGCGAUUGCCAAAGUUCCGAGAGAGAGUCAGAGGUGAGAGAGCCCCCCAAAAAGGACCCCUUUGAAGAAAGCGGCUUAAACUUGAGCCCGACCGCAGCAGAAGCCAAAGAGAAAGUGCGGGCCAAGAGGGUGAACAAAAGGGCCCCCCAGAUGGACUGGAACAAGAAACGGGAGAUUUUCAGCAACUUCUGAGCUGCCACCCCCUCCAUCGCGCUCUUCGUGCCCAGCUGUUCCUGCGAGAGAAGACAUUUGCUGUGUACAUGAAUCAUGCCCCCCGCUUCUCGGUGGGCGCUGCUCCAAGACGCGCCACGCUCGGCUGUGUUUCCACCCAUAGGUUUGCGUUGCUUCGUCACAAGGCAGGUUUGUCAAGCGAUCCCAAAGAGAGAGAGAGAGAGAAAGGCUGAAUUUGCAGGGCCCAGGGAGCAGGGCCGCUGAAGUCCCCAGCAGGAAAAGCGAGAGAAUGACCUGCAUUUGCAUUUACUUCUGGGUCACUUAACAUGCAAUAUUUAGAAUAUAUUAUUUAUAGCACCAUUUUUAUAUAAUUGUUGGUGUUUCUUCGCCUCUCCUUUUUUUUUCCUCUCUCUUUCUGGCAUUUUAAGUAUUUCCGUGUUGCUCACAGAGCGCAUUUCCUUUCUACUUCACUGGAUAUGCUAUGGUUUAUACCACUACGGGCUACAGUGUUAACCUCCUUGUAAAAUGUGCUGGCUGUCCGUUCCAUUGAUUCCUAGGUUUUCUCUGUGGUUUAAAAUUUGGAAUUAAUUUCCUUUUUUUUUAAAAAAAAGAGAGGAAAAAGUGAUAUCAUCUGUUUGGAGUUAGCGCUUGAGACACCCUCCUGUUCAGCUGAGUGGACGAGAAGUUCUUUUCUUUGGAAAAUUCUUGUUUCCAUGUUGCGUCCCUUGCCAAGUCUCCUCCGCCCCUAAAGAAAAAUUUGGCUUGCUGAAACUUAGCUCUUAGCUUAAAAAAAAAGGUUGCAAAAAAAUCCUGCAACGAGGGGGGCGGGUGGGAGGCUGCAGAAGUGCGACACUCUUGUCAGCGGUCUGGAGAUGGGAGGAAGGGAGGGGCCUUCGCUGGAUCUUGACAUUUCUGAGGAAAUAAUUCUGGCUGCAACAGGAAACUGGAAAUGUGUUUUACUGAGGCUCCGAAGAAGCAAGGGGG
This is a messenger RNA of Pogona vitticeps (central bearded dragon), 1926 nucleotides long. RefSeq names its product NHERF family PDZ scaffold protein 2 (gene NHERF2). NCBI's taxonomy places the organism in Eukaryota, Metazoa, Chordata, Lepidosauria, Squamata, Agamidae. Gene Ontology annotation, cellular component: apical plasma membrane. The record is from RefSeq and is a predicted model, not a curated record. Gene Ontology annotation, molecular function: protein-membrane adaptor activity; signaling receptor binding. Gene Ontology annotation, biological process: protein localization to plasma membrane.